GGAGAUACUUGACAGACAUCUCCUGGUCACAUUGUGCUGCUGUUAUAUAUCAGCAGUCCUGCAGUUCUCUGGUGGAUGGAGCUUCUUAUCUUCUAUAAAAGUAGUUUUACUGUCGGUCUGGAGUGUUAUACUAAGCACCUUUGCGUUAAAACAUGCAAAGUUGGUUAUAAUAACGUGUAUUUGCGGACGGUUCUGACUGUAAUCCGUGUUUAGAGCUGUACACUGAGCUGGUGAGCGGAGGGCGCUAGAGCGGCGGGGCUGGAGAAACCCUGAGCUGAAGAAGAGCAGCCUAGUAUUCACCGUUUCUCUCGGGAUUUACGGGGGUUUUACACACUGUGUGAAAAGCUUUAUCACCCAGAGCUGCAGCAUAAAGAAACAGCCUUUAUUAAACAACUGAAUUCCGCUGUUAAAUCUCCGAGGGAGUCGGUAACAUGUGACCAGUAUGGGAAAUUGUGAAAGAUACCCUGCAUUUUCAAAAGUAUAUGGACACCCCUUCUAAAUUGUGGCUCUAGUUAUUUUAGCCAAACCAACUGCAAACAUGAGCACCAAGCCUACAGACUCACAGUCUUCAUGCGCAGAGACAGAGACAGACACGGGCGCUAAAAUUGGUCGCACUGAAGAGCUCAGUGACUUUCAGCGUGGCACUAUCGUAGGAUGCCACCUUUCCAAAAAAUCUAUACGUGAAAUUUCUGCCUUGCUGGAGCUGCCCCGGGCCACUGUAAACGAUGUUGUAGUGAAAUGGAAGCGCCUAGGAAUCACAACGCCUCUACCGCGAAGCGGGCGGCCACACAAGCUCUCAAACAAAGACGUCCAAAUGCUGGAGCGCAAAGCAAGUGAAAAUCAGCUGUCCUCACUUACAGAACUCACUGCUGAGUUCCAGUCUGCUUCUGGAAAAAAAGUCAGCCCCAGAACUGUUCGCCGGGAGCUUCAGAGUUUGGGUGUCCGUGGUCAAACAGCUGCAAAAAGGUCUAAGGGAGUCAAGCGCAAAGCAGAGCCUGACCUACAACCAGACAACGAAGAAACAAACAAGAUGCAAAAAGAAAGUGCUGCUUCUAGUAACGAUGGGAACCCUAGUGCCUGUGAAGAGGAUCAGCGACAGAUUGAGCCAACAUCUGAGCCCACAGACCAGCCAAUGGACAGAGAGACCUCCACAACCAGCCACAACACUGAGUCUCUAAACUAAAGAUUAAAUAUAAUCUUACAGAAUGUGGACUCUGCAGUCAAGCAGACAGAAAAGAAGGACUCUCAAACGUCUCAUAAUUAUUUAACAAAAAAAAGGACAGUACUUUGGUUCAUUAUAAGUUCAUAAAUUGUUUGUGAGAUUUGAUUCCUUAGUCUUUAAACUGUACUGAUACCUAGACACUAAUAGUCAGCAAAUUCCCUAUUAAGGUAUCAGCCAUUUUACCAAUGUUUUGUAGACACUAGGAAUUUCACCAUGGCCUUGAGAAGAUGGAAUGAAAGGUGGUAGGCUCUCAUGUAUUACAGUGUUUUUCUUUUAGUAAAAAAAAAAAUAUUGCUUGAAUAUAUUUUUACACCUAGGAAUAUUUCUGGUCUCCACAAGGUCUGUGGUGUUUGGUUUAGGUUAUUUUUAGUAUUGGUUUAUUUUCUGGACAAGGACAAUAUGGGCACAUGGACUAUGAUUGGCCCCUGAGACUUCUGAUAUUUUGAGGAAAGACUUGUUUAUGUUCUCAAAGCUAAUCUGCUAAACAUAAGGACAUGGACACAAGGUUGCAAACUCUGCAAAAAUUGACUGCAGAUAAUUAUUUAAAAGCCAAUCUAGGCCUUCACUUUUAUUGAUGGAACAUACAAUUGGAUGUUUAUGAACUAACCCUUGUCCCUUUUAUGAGAAUGUUGCUUUACUUUUUCAUGUAAAGUUGCCUGUUUGAGAUCAUGUUGAUUUAUUAUUAUUGCUAACGUUUCUGCUAGUAGUUUUAUUAAUUUUCUUUUUUUUUUCAGCAAAAUUCUGAAAAAGAUUAACUAAAUCAUGUUUAAAGUUAAAUUCUGAUUUUAUAUCACAAUCAUGGAAUAAAAAUCGGGUGUUUAUCUUAGUCUAGCUCUGGUGAUUUUCCAGUAGUGUGCAGUGGCAUUGAUGCAUAAUCCCAAUCUAAUUUUGUUGGUAUCAGAUCCAGGUUCUAGAGCUGUUUAUUGGCAAGAAUCAAUUCAAUAUGUAUCAUGAUACAGGGGCCAAGAUUCAAAAUAUCACAACAUAUUGUGAUACUGUACGCAAGGCAAUAUAUUGUGAUGGUUUAAAAUCAAAUAAAAAAAACUGUUACUUGCA
Messenger RNA from Astyanax mexicanus (Mexican tetra), 2278 nucleotides. RefSeq lists its product as uncharacterized. The record is from RefSeq and is a predicted model, not a curated record. Lineage: Eukaryota; Metazoa; Chordata; Actinopteri; Characiformes; Acestrorhamphidae. Bases 539 to 1183 code for a protein of 214 amino acids. The transcript is spliced from 3 exons.